Molecule: messenger RNA, 1381 nt
Organism: Penaeus chinensis
Lineage: Eukaryota; Metazoa; Arthropoda; Malacostraca; Decapoda; Penaeidae
Product: protein ALP1-like
Exons: 2
Coding region: 9-1280 (423 amino acids)
Source: RefSeq, a predicted model, not a curated record
AAAGCGGCAUGGCUAUUCCUCGGGCGGCGACGCUGACGGGAUACUCGUCAGUCGUUUUUUCCUUAACGCAGUGUUAUUUGGCUCUGCGAAGGGCGAGGAGGAAAGUGAAGCAGCCCAAGCGACUGCGGAUUAGACGGCAGCCCGAGAGGAGAGAGAGCCAUGUGUGUCAUAAUCUGUUCCAAGAACUGUGCAUCGAGGACAGUCGUGGGUUUUAUGAGUACCACCGCAUGUCGGUCGAGGAUUUCACGGAGUUGCUAGCGUUGGUCACGCCCUUCAUAACCAAGCAGGAGACGAAGCUGAAGAAACCCAUUCCGCCAGACCAGCGACUGUCGGUGACACUCUUCUACCUUGCCACAGGACACUCACGACGAUCACUUUCAUGGUCAUACAAAAUAAGCCACAAUUUAAUAGCAGCCAUUAUCCCAGAAGUGUGCAAAGCUAUUCAUGAUGUGCUGAAGGCAAAGUAUCUCACACUUCCUGACACUAGUGAGAAAUGGCAAAAUAUUGCAAAAGGCUUCUACAACUUAUGGAAUUUUCCUCUUUGUUUAGGGGCCUUGAAUGGGAAAAGAGUACCAGUGAGGAAAACAGCAAACUGUGGAUCUGGGGACUUUGAAACCAAAGCCCAUCACAACCUUAUAAUGUUAGGUCUGGUUGAUGCCAAUUACCAGUUCCUGUAUGUCGAUGUGGGAGAAAGAGGCCAUUCUAGUGAAUCUGGUGUGUGGGACAGGUGCACCCUGCGAGAGGACAUUGAAAAUCAAAGUAUUCAGAUCCCUCCAACUUCAACAUUGCCCUACACAAACACUGAAGCUCCAUAUGUGAUUGUAGGAGAUGAUGUAUUCCCACUUAAAACCUAUUUGAUGAAACCUUAUUCAGGAAGAAAUGUCACAAGAGAUCAAGCAAUAUUUAAUUACAGAUUGUCAAGGGCAAGGAGGGUAGCUGACAAUGCCUUUGGUAUUCUAGCCUCAAAGUUCAGAGUCCUACUCCAGCCUAUUGCCUCAAAACCCAUGUUCAUUAAAGACAUAAUAUUUGCCACUGUGGUGUUGCACAACUUUCUGCGGAUGAGAAGUGGAAAGCCAGUAAGCCUCGAACUGCUUCAGAGGGAGGAUCAAGAAAAAGGUAUCAUAAUAAGUGGUGAAUGGGAGGCAGUGCCAAUGGAAAGUCUGCAACCAAUUCCAAAAGGUUGCUCAAAUGAGGCAAAAACUGUACGAGACAAUUUCAAAGACUAUUUUAUAAGUACAGGUGCUGUGUCCUGGCAGGAUAAGAUGACAAAUUUCCAAUAAUACUGCUGCUGCCAGCAGCAGUAUUAUUAAUAUUUUCUCUAACUUUAUAUGUAUAUUUAUAGGUAAAACAUGUUAUAUAUAUAUAUAUAUAUUUUUUUUUU